AUGGAACUAUCGAAGAUGAAGUUGACUGUUCGAGCCAUCAAGAAGAUAUGCUCCAUUUUUUUUUCUCCAAUCACUUCAAGAUGCUUUUUGGCUACCUUAGCAUUGUCUCUUAACAAUAAUUUAUUGGAAGUUUAUUCAACUGAGAGUACUUCAACCACAAAAUUAAGUGCCAUUGAGCUCCAGGGAUAUUGUUCUGAACUAUUGGUUCAGGAUAUGGAUUGUGUGGUCUAUUUGUCCCCAGUUGUUGGUACAAAAGGUGGUACACUAGAAAUUAUAGACGUUCGAAAUGGUACUUGUAUGGAAGUAGUUGAAGCUCGUGGUGGCUCUGUUCAGCCUAUUGCUGCAACUGCUGAUGGAUUUGUCACCGGGAUUACGGAUCAUGAUGUCAAGUUUUGGGAGUAUCAAACCACUCAAAAGCCUGGUCAAGAUUCUAAGCGUUCAGCAGUGUCUCCAGUGAGGAAUUUGAGAAUGAAUGAUGAUGUUUUAGUGGUAGCUGUCAGCCAGAAGAAUAGGUUGGAAGAGAUAUUUGAAGCUCACAUUGGCAAUGCGUUUGAGAAUAGGUAUGUGCCAAAGGAAGAACUUCCAGAAGGAGCUGUGGCAUUAGCAGGGAAGAAAACUCAAGAAACUGUUAAUACAACGGACUCAAUCAUUGAAAGCAUUAGACAUGGCGAAGAAGAACUGAAGCGUAUUGCUGAAUAUGAGUUAUGCAAAGUCUUGCUAUUUCAUUCACUAUGUGCCACAUUCUAUAUUCUGAUAUAG
Fraxinus pennsylvanica is the source of this 759-nucleotide messenger RNA. Lineage: Eukaryota; Viridiplantae; Streptophyta; Magnoliopsida; Lamiales; Oleaceae. The record is from the annotation of a GenBank genome assembly.